AUGAGAGACAAUGAUCAAGAUAUGGGAGUCCCUGAAGAUGAUGAUCCGCUCUCCCCUACGAUUCCGUUCUCGACUGCUGAGCUGAAGAGUUAUCGAGGGGAGUGGAGAUCUGCAUUGAUUAUCAAAGUUCUUUGGUGUAUGUUCCCUUACCCAGUGUUAUCAAGGAGACUCAACAUGUUGUGGGCUAAGACUAGGACGCUUCAGAUUGCAAACAAGUCCCAUGGAUACUACUUCGUGUGCUUUACGAGUAAGGCAGACUAUGAUAUGGCCCUAACAGGAGGUCCAUGGAUGAUAGGAGACCACUACUUGACAACACAGAAAUGGAGGAAGGGAUUUAACCCUAGGAGCAGCGAAAUCACGUCAACGUUAGUAUGUAUGCAAGUCUCCAAGCUUCCUAUUGAGUUCUUCAACCCAGCGACAGUGUUGAAAAUUGCAAAAUGUGCGGGGAAACCAAUUCGAGUUGAUCGUGCUAUAGAGCUAGGAGCGAGGGGAAAAUUUUUCCGGGUCUGUGUUGAAGUUGACCUCACCAAACAAUUGCUCUCUCGCUUUAAGAUCGAGGGAAUUGAGUAUGAAAUUCAAUAG
Molecule: messenger RNA, 582 nt
Organism: Linum trigynum
Lineage: Eukaryota; Viridiplantae; Streptophyta; Magnoliopsida; Malpighiales; Linaceae
Source: the annotation of a GenBank genome assembly